CUUGUAGCAGCCAGACAAAUCACCUCAUGUGGAAAACGCUUCAAAGCCUUAAAGCUAAAGUUGACAGUGUCCGCUCUGACUGAAUAGAAAGAUUGGAUUUUGGCUAGCAGGCUAACUUUAGCAUCAUCCGGUGGUUGUCGGUGACGUUGUCGUUUGCUAUGAAGGCGACGGCGAAACACAAGGUGGUGACAUCAGGGAGGCUGACAGGAAGCGUUAAAGUGCAGCAGGCCAGAAAACAAGUCACUCCAAAGCCAGGACCAUCUGCCUACUCUGAGCCAGCCUACUCUCUGUACUCCACUGACUCAGAGGACCAGGUCACCACUCUCCACAAGGGUCUGGACCGCUGUGCUGCCUUGCUCAGUGGCAUCCUUCAGGCGGACAAGGCAGCCUCGCCAAGCCCUCCCAGAGCAGUGCCGGGUGGAGGAGCCAAAUCCAGACCAUCCACUUCGCUGGGGAAGAAGAGCAUCAAGAAACUACCUAGGAAGACAGUCCAGAAGAAUGCUCAGUCAUGCUCGCGUGGACCAGGAAGCACAACUCCGAGAACAACACCUCGGUCCCCUGUUCCGGCUGCGCACUCAGGAGUGAAGCUGCACCCACCUCAGAAGACACCCUGCAGCCUGCUACAGUCACGAAAGCCUCAGCACCUCUCCCCCGCCGUCCCUCCGCCACAUUCCCAGACCUCCGUCUUCCCUUCUAUGGUCCAGUCAUCCCCUUGCUCAGGCCAGCCGCCCCUCCACCACACCGACUGCCUGUCUGCAUCUGAAGCUCCACACACACCCUCUAACGCGGCGUGUGAUAGAGAAGAGGAGGAGUUGGCUCCUGUGAGAGACAUCGACGUCCAAAGUGUCGCCACAGACGCACACGCGGCCACCAGACAUGCACUGUCACACAUACACACCUGUGCGGUGUCAGAUGUGAUGUCAAACGUGCACCUGGAGCAAGGACAGGUUAAUAAAAUCCCUCAGGAGACACACGGCGGUGCAGAGGUGGAAGUGAAAGCGACGACGGUUCAGUAUCUGCUGGGAGAACUCAAGGCUCUGAUCGCUGGACAAGGCAGUGUAGCAGAGAGGCUGCUCAGUCAGCUGGAGCGGACAGUGUCCUCACCACCAAUGAGCAUUGGAAGCUCACAGAUCCAGACUGAGAGCAUUCCAGAUCCAUCAGCGCUACAAAGCCAAAACCUUCAGCUCCUCAGGCAUGUGGAGAUUCUAAACCAGCAGUUAAAGGAGAAAGAGAAAGCAGAGAGACAACAAGACGUGGAGCCGCUCUCUAACUCAGAAGUGAUGACCCUGCAGGGGCAGCUCAUCAGCGCUCAAUCCCGACUGCAAGAACUCCAGGGCGACCUCUCAGAACUACGGAAAGCCCUUCGAGACACGCAGAGCCAGCUGAGGGACAAAGAGGCGGAGAAUGCAGUUAUCAGGACAGACUUGGAGGCUGUUAGACGCAGGUUAGUGGACACUGAGCGAGAGAAGACAGAGUUGGAGUCACUCGCCCAACAAAGGCUGGAAGAGAUAGAAAACCUGAACAGGCUCCUUCAGAGUCUGGAUUCAUCAGAUUGUCCUACAGUUGUGGACAGCUCGGGGUCUGACGCCGUGCCUUUAAAACAACAGCAGUGCAGACAGCAUCCAGCAGAGCCCCCCACUGAACGCAUCGCUCAAUACCUCAUGUCUCUGGGCCAGAUGGACGCCAAACACACUGAUGUCUUAUCUCAGGAGUGUGACCAUCCUGUAGAGAUGCCAGCCCGUCUCCAAAGCUCUCAUCAGGACCAAUCGGGGUGUUUAGAUGAAGUCCGGUCAUGUGGGCGGCAGCUGGAGACACACCGCCGGCGACUGUUGGACUCCCGGUGCGAUGCGGAAUCUGUGUCCAACUGGAGCGUGAGGUCGGGGUCGACCUUUGACACCCGAGACGAGGCAGCGUUUCGAGACGGCCUGGCGGCUCUGGACGCCAGCAUCGCCAGCCUGCAGAAGACUAUUCAGCUGGACUUGAGGAGGUGAAACACACUCGGCUUCACGUCACAGCUUUCACACGAGCGUUCUCUGCGUUGUGUUCUCUCUUCUUCCUCUGUCGUUUCUUCUUUGUGAUCAUUUUUUAACGUGACAUUGCAGAUUAGAAAUAAAGCGUCA
Toxotes jaculatrix (banded archerfish) is the source of this 2120-nucleotide messenger RNA. It is a transcript of the gene ccdc14, whose product is annotated as coiled-coil domain containing 14. The record is from RefSeq and is a predicted model, not a curated record. Gene Ontology annotation, cellular component: centriolar satellite. Gene Ontology annotation, biological process: protein localization to centrosome. The transcript is spliced from 11 exons. The coding region runs from base 159 to 1991 and encodes 610 amino acids. Lineage: Eukaryota; Metazoa; Chordata; Actinopteri; Toxotidae.